Messenger RNA from Rubroshorea leprosula, 1188 nucleotides. The record is from the annotation of a GenBank genome assembly. NCBI's taxonomy places the organism in Eukaryota, Viridiplantae, Streptophyta, Magnoliopsida, Malvales, Dipterocarpaceae.
GAGGGGAGUUACAACAGUUGACAGAAGAAGAAAUUAUGGAAAGGAAACAGGCUUUUACUAAUUUGGGAAAAUGCAUGAGAAUCAAGGAAGGAAUCUUAAGGCAAAAAUCCAGAAAGACAUGGCUGCGAGAAGGGGAUAACAACACAAAGUUUUUUCAUCGUUGUGUCCGAGGGAGAAAAAGAAGAAACGAAAUUAACUGCAUUCAAGUGAAGGGUCAACAGUUGACUGAAGUGGAUGAGGUAAAAGAAGGAGUAGCCAGCUACUUUGAAGACAUGUUCAAAGAUGAAGGAUGGGAAAGGCCGACCCUUGAUGGCAUCCAUUUCAAUAAAAUCUCCCAAGCUGAAUCAUGCAUGCUCUCUACUAAAUUUACUGAAGAGGAAAUCUACAAAGCUGUUUGGGAUUGUGAUAGCUCCAAAGCCCCAGGUCCGGAUGGAUUUAAUUUCAAAUUCUUCAAAGAGAUGUGGGAGGUAAUCAAGCAGGACAUCAUUGGGUUUGCUGAUGAAUUCUACACAAAUGGGAAGCUAGUAAAAGGGUCUAAUGCUUCAUUUGUUGUCUUGAUUCCAAAGACAUCCAACCCCCAAAAAAUUGAAGAUUUUAGGCCCAUUUCUCUUAUAGGCUCCAUGUACAAAAUCAUUGCAAAGCUACUAGCUAAUAGGAUAAGGCUGGUAAUGGGUAGCGUGAUUGGGGUUCAACAAACUGCCUUUGUCAAGGACAGACUAUUGGUUGAUGGGGUCCUGGUUGCCAAUGAAGUGAUUGAUGAAGCCAAAAGAAGGAGGAAAAGUAGUUUUAUACUCAAACUUGACUUUGAAAAAGCGUUUGACAAGGUCAGCUGGAGCUACCUCAACUACAUGCUUAAAAGAAUGGGGUUUGGUGACAAGUGGGCAAAUUGGAUCAUGAAAUGUCUAUCCGCCAGUACAGUCUCCUUUCUUAUUAAUGGUUCUGCCACACGACAAAUUUCAAUUAGCAGGGGUCUUUGCCAAGGUGAUCCCUUAUCUCCAUUUCUAUUUCUCAUAGCAGCUGAAGGGUUGAAUGGACUCAUCAGUAUAGCUGUUAGCUGAGAAUUGCUAAAGGGAAUCGAAGUCGGGACACAAGGAUUCAGGGUCACUCACCUACAAUUUGCAGACGACACAUUGAUCUGCGGGAAGGCUACCGAAGAUAACCUUUGGGCAGUAAAGUGCAUUUUAAGGA